AUUCUUCAAAACUCAUAACGGCAUUGCUGAGAAAUAGAGAAAUCUCAAGGGCUAAUAAGUCCAUCAACAUUCUGAAAUCCAAAACCUCCCCACUGCCACUCCUGACUAGGGUUUUUGCCUUCAAUCUCUUGAAUCCCAUUUUCAUUAAUCCAAAGGUUUUGAUUCGGGGAGAAAGAGAUGCAGUCGCUGUACGGCAAACUUCGGCUUGUUAUGAAGCAAAUGGUCGACAAUGUGAAAAAUGUUGAACGAAUCGUAUCUUUUGAAUCGAAAUUCUUGGGUUGCUCGAUGAAUCAGUGGUCGGGGUUCAACUCUCCGCAAUCUUGUUCUAGCUCAGCAUUCUUCUUGGAGAGUCUUUUGCUUCAGAACAAAAGCUUUGGCACUAAAGUCGUCCUGCCAGCAUCCUCCAAAAGUUAUGGUAUAGUUUCAGAGUUGCCAUCUCUCAGAGGUCUAAGCUCAUGUUUGAAUCAGUCAGGUCCUUCGGUAUUCACUUUGGCAACUAGGAAUAUGACUACAGGAUCUACUUCUCAAGAUGUUUCUGCCUCUCCUGAUGUACCCCAACGCAUCAAAUUCAAGAGACUCGAUAAAACAGCAAGGCACAUAAUGCAGAUAAUUGAUAAAGAAGCAGUCGAGGAAGUGAAAACAAGCCGAGAGAUACCUGAAAUCAAGCCUGGUUAUAUAGUCCAGCUCAAACUGGAAGUACCGGAGAACAAGAGGCGUGUUUCAGUUAUAAAAGGCAUUGUUAUAGCUAGACGUAAUGCUGGUUUAAAUACGACUUUCAGAAUAAGAAGGCUUGUAGCUGGAGUUGGCAUUGAAUCUCUCUUCCCUCUGUAUUCUCCCAAUAUAAAGGAGAUAAAAGUGUUGGACAAGAAGAAAGUGAGGAGGGCCAAGCUUUACUAUCUCAGAGAUAAGAUGAACGCACUUAAGAAGCAAUAACCUCUUGUUUAGAUAGUGGAUAGAAAAGGUAUGUCUAUGUGCUGAUUGUGGGCUCUGCUGAGCAGUAGGAUGAGGUUAUCCUUAAACUAAUAAGACUUUCAUAUACACUGUUCCUUCAUAGUCAACUUGAGGAACCAAAGUUUGUGGAGACACAACUGGAUUGCUUAGCUAGCCGCAAACUGUUACACAUGCUCUCUCUUUGGCUUAAUUACUCGAGGAUGGAAUUUGUAGAGCAACUUCUAACGCAAGUAUAACACUUAUGUUGUUAUAAUUGUUUACGUAUUGAAUGUGAAGAAUAUAAAGCGUCGACGCUUUUGACACUGUCCUCGUUUAUUGAGAUGUGUUGGACAGUUGUAAUCAAGAAGUUCUUGCAGAAAAAACUACAUCUCUUUCGUAGGCA
Sesamum indicum (sesame) is the source of this 1333-nucleotide messenger RNA. RefSeq names its product large ribosomal subunit protein bL19cz. The record is from RefSeq and is a predicted model, not a curated record. Gene Ontology annotation, molecular function: structural constituent of ribosome. Gene Ontology annotation, biological process: translation. Gene Ontology annotation, cellular component: ribosome. Lineage: Eukaryota; Viridiplantae; Streptophyta; Magnoliopsida; Lamiales; Pedaliaceae.